Molecule: messenger RNA, 3481 nt
Organism: Hyalella azteca
Lineage: Eukaryota; Metazoa; Arthropoda; Malacostraca; Amphipoda; Hyalellidae
Product: apoptosis-inducing factor 3
Exons: 12
Coding region: 90-1970 (626 amino acids)
Cellular component (GO): cytoplasm
Molecular function (GO): 2 iron, 2 sulfur cluster binding; flavin adenine dinucleotide binding; oxidoreductase activity, acting on NAD(P)H
Source: RefSeq, a predicted model, not a curated record
GGUUGCACAACAUAAAAGUAUUUCGUGUGCUGUAACGCAAUGCAAUCCGCUUGAGUUGUUAUUGAGGAACGAAUGGCGAAAGGUCAGGCAUGAUGUCAGUGACUACGCUGAGUACGCUCCGCUGGGUCAGUCGCUUUGUGAAAUCCGUUGCUGUAGCGCGUAUUGCUGGCGCUGGUGUAGAAAGCUUUUCAUGGCAGGGAGGUUGUAUUUCUUUGCCUGUAUCACAAAAAGUUAACAACGUUUCACAGAGAUUAGGAACACGAAAUUUUGGAAUGGGCAUAAUACUACCUUGUCCGCGGUCCAACGGCCAAGGUUCAGCUAUGGAGGAAGAAAUAGAAGAUGUGGUUUGCAGUGAAGCUGAUAUUCCUGAAGGAGGAAUGAAGAGCUUCCCGCUGGGGGACAGCGAGGUGUUGCUGGUACGGCAGGGGGGCGCCGUGAGGGCCGUGGGCAGCAAGUGUCCGCACUACGGCGCGCCGCUGGAGAAGGGGGCGCUCUCCCCGGACGGUACCAUACGCUGCCCCUGGCACGGCGCCUGCUUCAGUUCUGAGACCGGUGACAUCGAAGAUUUUCCCGGGCUGGACUGCUUGCCAUGCUAUUCUGUGUCCAUGGUCCCUCUGGAGGACGGCGGACGCCUGGUGAAGGUGCGCGCUAAGCGGUCACUACUGGCCGCCAACAGGCGCGUCCAGCCGCUGGCCAAACGCGACCCUAAAGUCAACACGACUGUCGUCGUCGUCGGGGGAGGUGCCGCGGGCAAUGCAUGCGUGCAAGGUCUGCGUCAGGAGGGCUUCACAGGGCGCGUGGUGCUGGUGUGUGGGGAGCCCAGCCUUCCCUACGACCGCCCCAAGCUCUCCAAGAACUUGAGCGCCACGCCUGAUAGCGUGGCCCUAAGGAACAGGGAGUACUAUGAGAUGGGCGACAUAGAGCUGAUCCUGGGCAACCCUGUCGUGAGCCUCAACAGUGAAGAGAAGAAGCUGUUGUUGCUGGACAACAAGACCCUGGUCUACGACCAUCUCUUCAUAGCUACCGGUGGCAAGCCCAUCACUCUGCAGGACCCAGACUCGGGGCUGUCAGGUGUAUUGACCCUGCGAACGCCUGCCGACGGGGCGGCCAUCCUGCAGCAAGCCACUAACCAGCACGUCGUAAUCGUCGGGACCUCCUUCAUUGGCAUGGAGGUGGCCUCACACCUCAUGUCGCUGGGCAAGUGCGCGAGCGUGAGCGUGGUGGGGCGCAGCGUUGUGCCCUAUGACCGCAGCCUGGGCACCGCCGUGGGGCGCCGCCUGCAGCAGCUGCUCGAGCAGCAGGGCGUCACCUUCUACAUGGACGACGCUGUCGCUGAGAUCGUCGGCCGCGACCGUGUCGAACAGGUGGUGCUGAAGAACGGAGCCCACCUGGAGGCGGGCGUGGUGGUGUGUGGCAUCGGUGUGCUGCCCGCCACGGAGUUUCUCCAGGAGUCUGACGUGAACCUCGACGACCGUGGAUACGUUGUCGUGGACCAGUUUCUGAGGAGCAGUGCCCCAGGGGUUUACUGUGGUGGGGACAUCGCUGUCUUCCCCCUACAGUAUGGCAAUGAAGUCCGGCAGGAGAGGGCCAACGUCGGUCACUGGCAGAUAGCGCAGUAUCACGGAUACGUCGCGGCCCACAACCUGCUCUCUUCGCUGACUAACACGAGGCUCAGACCUGUCAAGACAGUGCCCAUGUUCUGGACCGUCUUGCAGGGCAAGAGUCUCAGAUAUGCAGGUUACGGGGGAUCUUACGAUGACGUGAUCGUGACGGGCGAUCUCGAAGGCCUGGCGUUCCUGGCCUACUACCUGGAGAACGACGUGGUCGUGGCGCUCGCAUCCAUGGGCAAGGACCCCGCGGUCGCCCGCUUCGCCGAACACCUCCGCAACGGCGGCACCUUGACGCGCGAGCAGGUCGAGGAGGAUGGUGACGUGGCUCUCAAUCUGCCGGAGAUACCAGAGAGCGAGUGAACAUUUAGGGCGAGGCAGUGGGCGACGUUGAUGUUAUCGAAGUGACCGAUACAGCUGACGACGCUGAUCUUAAGCUGCUGGAGAUAUAAAAGAGCGAGUUAACUGAGUAAACAGACUGAGCCAAAGAGUUAAAUUGAUCUUAAAUUUUUUGUGUCAAAACGGUACCUCCAUUUGCCAUUCCGUUACAAAUAUCUCUGACCACGGUUAAUGUGUCCGUAAACGAAGGCUUACCAUGCCGGUGGUAACAAAUUUAUUUGAAUACUCGAAUUUCAUUUUGAAACUCAAUGUGCCUCUUGUAAGCAUGAUUCUCCACCCGAUUCUCGGGUUGGACGAUCAUCGUCCAACCCGAGCUAGGACGUUCUAAUUACAGCCCCUAUAGGCAACCAUGUGCUGCCGAUCAAGCUGGAGUGCGCAUUGUUUAAAAGCAGGAUUAAGUAAAGACUGAUUUUUCUAGCUAAUUCAAAGUUAGUAGAAAUUUGCUUGAUUUUAUGGAAGUCCCCUUCAAUGCAUUGAUUGUCGUCGGUUCAGAGACGAAUGAAAUAUCCUGCGUAAUGUAUCUACUAUGUAAAUUAGUAAUAAUGCUACCAAGAUUUUUGGUCGAUAUCUUCUAGAAUGUGCGGUACUAUUUUUUCCUUCAUUUUCUCUGAUCUAUCUUGCUGCGGAUGAAUCUUUGUUGAUGCUUGGAAGCUCUUAGUGCUGAAUUUAUUUGUCUCCUGCGUGCAAGUUCUCUAUUCUGUUAGGUGUUAGGUCUGAGAAGAUGUUACCGUCUCAGGUCCAGAGAUAUGUGAUACUUUAGUAAGAAUUAUUUCUCGUUUGUUCCUUUUGAAAUUUUCUGUUAUUACUAUAUUGUUGGAAGUUAGUCUUUGCUUCGUGUUCUUACGAUGUACGGUAUUUAUUUAUUUGUAUCCGCCUAUGAGUUCUGCGAUCAACUAUGCUUAGCAUUGAGAUCAUUUACGUAAGUCAUAGCUUCAUAAUGUGUUAUUCUCCGUCCAUUUCAGACAAAUGUUUCAUUUGGAACAUCUUUACUGUUAGACAUUGCAUGCCUUAUGAAAAUAUUCCUUUUUAUCAGGCACGUUUAUUUUGCCAGGAAAGUGUGAAGAUGUCGAAUAAAUUCGUCUUUGUUCACAAACCGCCUUGUCAAAUGUUAUAUGUGCCGCUACAUCUCAUGUGCUUUAAUCAGAGGUAAACUAUUUGAAGGUUGGAACCCAUCAUAUUGGUUAAAUAGUUUUUUUCUCUUUAUUUAUUUGCAUAAAAUUACCUUAGGAGAUUCGUGAAGACGUUCAGUAUUCCAGGAUCUCCUACAAAUUCUACUCUUUGAACUAAAAUAUUUGGCCAUGAACCGCAAACUGCUGGGAUGAGGACAACUUAUGUGACUGAUACCUACGCAAGAAAGAUUUAAUUCUUCUUAAGGGUCUCACCGUCCAAAAAAGUUUAACGAAAAAUUCUUCUUGUGUUGUGCCAAAUUGAUAUUUCUUGGUGUAAUUUCAGCCAGUAAUAAAAUGUAUUUGUUG